UAGUGCUCUAACAAUUUUUUUUUUAAUAGUUAUAAAAAUAUACUAAUAAAUAAACUAAAGAUGAGUCACGCUUUAGUGUUUUGGGUUAACAGCCAGCAAACUUCAAUUGUGCCUUCAAUCGCUGUUAGUGACAAGCAAAUGCUUACUGACAAUAAAAGAAUUGGCAAGAUCAAAUGGAUGGACGAAAAGAGGAAGAUGCCUCCAGAAGGAUGGUCUUCACACGAUGGGCGUGUGCUUUCAAUUAGUGAUAAGCGAAUUGAUUUGAGCAAAGAGGAAAAUAAAUUUUGGACAGAAAAAGAUAAUUUUGAUUCAGAUCAUAGUAAGAGUCCUCCUUCAUCAAAUGAAAGUAAUCAUGUUUUAAUUAAUAAAGAAUCUGCACCAAAGAAAUUAAAAGUGCAAGUUUGCAACUCCGAAAAUAAAUUAAAGCAGAAGAGGGAAGAUUAUGCAACAAAGUCAUUUGAUAAAAGAAUUUUAUCAGCUAUUUCAAACAAUAGCUAUAAUAAUGAAAAUAAAAUAGAUAAUGAAAGCCUCGAUAAAAUUACCUUGGCUGUCACAAUCACAAACUGUCACAGCUGUUUUAAAACCUGCAAAUACUUCAAGAUUAGCAAUGACAACUUCAAGUUGUUCGCAGUGCCAUCUAUUGGCUUCCACUGUACAAAAGUAUCGUGAUGAAAUUGCUGCUAUGACUAUGCAAGCAGAGGAACAUGCUCAUAUUAAAAAAGAAGAUGAACGAAUGAAACAAAUAUUAUGUAAAUUAAAUGAUGACUUACCAAAAAUGUUUGGAUUCAUGCAACAAAGCUUGACAUCAGCCCUGAGCCAAUCUAGUUCAGAGUGUUUAGACAAUUCGUCUCCUAUUAUUUUACCCGAAAUAGCAAGUUUUGCUGCACAUAAAACGACUCUGAGUAAAUCUGUGAACAAUUCAUCAGCAAAUCAGCUAAAGAAUCAACAACUUAUUGCAAAUUCACUAUCUACAUCAAGUGUUACGCGAAAUGCCAUUGGGGUUCAACAAGUUGAUGAGAUUGAUCUGGGGUUUGGUGUCACAGUAUCAAACACAAAGCUUUCCAUGAUUAAGUCGACAAGAGCAACUCAUCUUGCUAGGUUACUCAUGGAAUUGAUGUUCACCCAAGAGGAGAUGGCACAGAGUUCAGUAACAGGUCGUGUUUCUAACUCUUCAAAAGUAGCAAAGCAAGCAUUGAAUCCAUCAAAAGUUGCUGCCCUGUUGGCGUAUGUUCAUAAAUAAUUUCCUGGAGCUGAUAACAGAAUGAUAAAGCAGUCAAUGGCUGAAAAGCUGCAAGAUGUAGGGAAAAUCAAAAGGCGUCAAAUGAAAGGCAAUAUUGUGGACGAAAAUGAGCCAGAGGAUACUUUUUUGCAAUAAACUUUUUCAUUAAUGUUUUUUAAAAGAUUUUUGAAUUUUA
Hydra vulgaris (swiftwater hydra) is the source of this 1415-nucleotide messenger RNA. Lineage: Eukaryota; Metazoa; Cnidaria; Hydrozoa; Anthoathecata; Hydridae. The record is from RefSeq and is a predicted model, not a curated record.